CAAACUUCCGGUUUGAAACAUGCUUUUAAAUUUUUAUUUUUAUUUCAUUGAUUUCUCUCGUAAUGCUGACAAAAUAUUGUAAAUAUGCAAGUUUCAAGUCCUAAUAAUAUUAAGAUCUACAAUCUUAGUGCUGGGAAAACAUUACCAGAGUGGCUGUCAGAUAGGAAGAAAAGGCAGCUACAAAGAGAAGAUGAUGAUCUUAGACGAAGAAUUGAGCUCAUACAGGAUUUUGAGAUGCCUGCUGUUAGCAACUGUAUCCAGGUUUCAAAGGAUCAACAAUACAUAUUUGCAACAGGUACAUACAAGCCAAGAGUUAGGUGCUAUGAUACUAGUCAGAUGUCAAUGAAGUUUGAACGGUGCAUGGAUGAAGAAUGUGUUAAGUUCAAAAUACUCAGCGAUGAUUAUUCAAAGUUGCUGUUUCUACACGCAGACAGACACGUAGAGUUCCAUCAUCAAAAUGGUCGUUAUUAUAGAACUCGGAUACCCAAAUUUGGUCGUGAUUUUGUUUACCAUGAUGCAUCAUGUGACCUUUACUUUGUUGGUGCUAGUUCAGAGGUUUACAGACUUAACUUAGAGCAGGGCAGGUUCCUGAAUUCCUUGAAAACAAAUGCAACAGAGAGUUACUGUUGUGAUUUGAAUCCAGAGCACUAUUUGUUUGCCUGUGGUACAAAACAGGGUAAUGUGGAAUGCUGGGACCCCAGAACAAGAAACAGGGUGGGGAUUCUGGAUUGUGCCCUGUCAUCAGUCCUAGAGGAUAUAGAAAAAGAGGGAGUACCAGCAGUGACGUCACUGAAGUUUAAGGACGCUCUUACUAUGGCAGUUGGGACAAGUACAGGACAGAUACUUCUCUAUGACAUUAGAUCUGACAAACCACUUCUCGUAAAAGAUCACCAGUUUGGUCUUCCAAUUAAAAAUAUAGUAUUCCACAAAUCCACGGACCUGGUUUUAUCACAAGAUAGCAGAAUUUUAAAACUAUGGGACAGAAAUACGGGUAAAGCAUACACGUCUAUAGAGCCAGGUACAGUGCUGACAGACAUGUGUGUUGUUGAGAACUCAGGAAUGGUGUUUAUGGCUAAUGAAGCUCCAAAGAUGCUCACAUACUAUAUUCCAUCACUAGGUCCUGCUCCAAAGUGGUGCCACUUCUUGGAUAGUCUGACUGAAGAACUGGAGGAGAACCCUACUCCUACAGUGUAUGAUGACUACAAGUUUGUGACGAGGACAGAGCUAGACAGUCUUGGCUUGGCACAUUUGAUUGGUUCAAGUCUACUAAAAGCAUACAUGCAUGGUUACUUCAUGGAUAUUCGACUCUAUAAUAAGGCUAAAUCCAUAUCAGAUCCAUUUGCCUAUGAGGAAUACAGGAGGAGUAAGAUUAGGGAGAAAAUUGAAGAAGCACGUGCUAAUCGUGUUAAGGUUAAGAAACUUCCUAAAGUAAACCGUGCCUUAGCAGAGAAAUUGAUCGAUCAAGAAGCCGACGAGCAGAGCAAACCAAAGAAAAAGAAGGAAGCAGCCACACUGCUACAGGAUGAUCGGUUCAGUGCAAUGUUUAAGAAUCCUGACUUCCAAGUGGAUCCAGAGAGUGAGGACUACAAACUUCUCAACCCAGUUGUCUCUAAAUUAGAGAAGUCCCGCCAGAAAAAAGCACAGAGAAUCGUAGAGGCGGAGGCCCACCAAGAUGAUGAUGAUGAAAGGGAGGGUAAAGCAAGUUCAGAUGAAGAUAGCUCAGACGAUGAACAUACAUGGGCACAAGAGGUGAAGCAACAAUACAGACAGGUUCAACAGGAAGCUAAGUUACAACGUAAACAAGAAUGGCAGGAAAGGCAGGAGAAAUUGAAAUUCUUUGAAAUUAAAGAUGGUACUGAGUUCAAGGGAAUAAAAGAUAAAUCUCAAAAACGAAAACAAACAAAGAGAAGUCUUGGUGAUAGGCUGAAAAGUGAGGGUGAUUCUGAUAUAGUGAGGCAAACAGGAACAUCACAUGGUGCCAGAGAGAUGACCUUUACACUGAAAAAGAGUGAUAAGGAGAAAACUAAGAAAAUGGAGAUGCAGCAACAUCAUGCAGAGAGACGGAAAAUACGAAGAUCUGCUCAUGAAAUAACAAAGACUUCUAAGCCUCAACCUAAGUACUGGAUGGGAAAGAAAGUAUCAUAACACAGAGAUUUGACUAGUUCUACUACAUGUAUUUAGGGUGAAUGAAGAUCCAGUUAUAAUGU
Messenger RNA from Owenia fusiformis, 2207 nucleotides. The record is from the annotation of a GenBank genome assembly. NCBI's taxonomy places the organism in Eukaryota, Metazoa, Annelida, Polychaeta, Sabellida, Oweniidae.